Molecule: messenger RNA, 4949 nt
Organism: Marchantia polymorpha subsp. ruderalis
Lineage: Eukaryota; Viridiplantae; Streptophyta; Marchantiopsida; Marchantiales; Marchantiaceae
Source: the annotation of a GenBank genome assembly
AUGGAGGAACACGCUUGUUGUGUUCGUAUGUUGUCUUGACCUCGAUCAUCCACACAAUUUAAGGAGAAGAUCUGAUGAUCAAGCUGCAAAUUUGUACGCGCUACCCUUCGGAGGGUCUUUCUUCCCGUGGGUGUUGAUGCAGCUAGAUUGGCAUUCUCCCAGUCCAACUGCACAUGGAGUUUUACACAAAGCAGAAUACUUCAUAUCUGAGAUUUCUGCGCUUCCAUACUUUCCAUGCGUACACAUCGCACCAUCUUUUCUGCAAACCAAUUCUUUGGAGAUCAGAUUGACCUGCAGAUCUUUUAGCUUGUCCACUCGAGUGCAAGAAGUGUCAUGGCCAGCACUCACAUGCACACAAGUUGUGACACUGCAUCGAGAAGUUAAUUAUCGUCGGGUGAGUAGGUCUUUCGGAUCGAGGAGGGGGCGCCCUGUAGCCAAGGUGACAUUGCGCUCGCGCAUGCCAAGCAGCAAUAGUUUCUUACUCUGAGAGAGUGGAGGAGAGAAUGGAAGGUGCAAGUGCGUCCAAUGUCAGUCACGCUGCUGAUACACGGGUGAUGGACUCCGCGGACGAGGAACCAGUGACGUGUUACUUGAGCGAGACAGACGAGGAACCCGAGACGUCUGACGUGAGCGAGACAGACGAGGAAAGGGAGCUUCCCUCCGCUGUCCAGGACCUUUUACUGCGUCUGGAAGGAGAAGGCGCGCCUAUUACGACGCUUCCCCAUUCAAGGAACAAAGAUUUUCGGAAAUUCUUCCCGAAGAUUGCAUCGCUCUCGACGAUGACAGGGUGGCGAAGCCAAGUGCGCCUUCGAGUACUGGAGGCAAUCGGCAACUGCAACACCUUUGAGAGCCUAGAUGUGGAUAUAAUUUGUGGUGGAGAUAUAUCGAGGUUGACGGAAAGUGAGUGGGAGGUUGUGUUCAGAGGAUUUAAAUCUAGCACCGUUCUAGAAACCAUAUCCCUUUGGGAUUUGGAAUGGAGUUCAGAUGCGGAAGUGGAGAGCUUGUGUUCACAGAUAGGGAGAAUGCUGAAUUCCUCUAGCGUAAAAAAAUUGCGUAUAGUAGGUACCAAUUUGAGUGCCAGAUGUUGGUUGAAUCUCGCCUCAGGACUGCGAGGAAAUCCCGAUUCUAAACUCCAGUCUUUAGAUUUAUAUUGCGCGUGGGAGGACUCGAGUGCGGUGAAGCAUGUGGCUGACAUCAUCAACAGUGCUACUCGAUUAGAAACGUUGAGGUUACGCUCUAUAGGAGACAUGGAAGAGGAGACCGUUGGAAUUCUGUCCCAGGCUUUGAUCCAGAGCUCGUCGUUAAAAGUAUUGGCAUUAAAUAGAGUGAAGUGGGGAGAGGCCUUGUUGCUGAACGCUUUGGCCCGAGAUGAUGGCAACCGAUCCAUUGAACGUCUUGAGCUGGAGCGUAUGGAUGGACUCGGAGGCUGUUUAAGGGAAGUUCUUACUUCCAACCCAUCAUUGAAGGAAGUGGUGUUGGACAACUUGCGGAUGAGUUCUGAGGAAUGGCACCGGCUCGGCGAAUUCAUACGUGACAAUGCUACAGCAACAAACACUAGAGUUGAGGUUUCUGAUUUUGGAGAUGAAAGGGAGUCAAUAGAAGCUCUUGCGUGUGCUGCUAGCUCCGAUGUCAAGGACCCCACAGUGGAGCUUGUACUCAGUUUUUUGGAUGAGGAAGAGUUGAUGUUAUCACUAAACCUAUUAGGGAGGGUACUGCGAGGUGAAAUCAAAUCUCUGAAAUCUUUCAGUAUAUCACAGGAUAUGACUUUCUUGCCUAAUCUUGGCUUUCUAUUUACCAACCAAGGUAGACCGGAAAGUUUCCUGUCGACGAAUGAAAAAACUGGAGAAACUUCCGUCCUGCAUAGACUCAGAUUAUAUGUUUACAACCAAGAUGUUUGGAAGGAAGUAUGGAAGGACCUCGUGGGGUGGUUGCAAGGGAACACAAGUCUCACUCACUUGGAUUUGUCUGGCAACACACUCCACGAAGAGGCGUUCAGGGAGAUGAUGGGGGUACUGCAAGUCAACUUGACGCUCCAAGAAAUAGAUGUCUCAAACACAACAUGGGCAACGGACGGAAAGGCGGCGUUGAUACAAGAGUCCCUCCAGCAGAACCAAAAACGGGCCGUCUACAGGACCGUGUUCACAGAAGCCGGAUUAGCAUUAGGAGAUGCAAAAGCUGGUCGACUCUUUUUAUGCGGCUCUCCUCUAGCAGGCAAGACUCAAUUGCGUAACACCUUGAUGAAGAUAGUUCAAGGUGAAAGUUGGCUACGAAACAAAUUGUCCAAUUUGAGAACUACAGGAAUAGAAGUGGAGUUCUUGGAGUACUUGCAACACAAUGAGAGAAGGCAAAUUUCAAUUUGGGAUCUUGCCGGACAAGAAAUUUUUCGUACCCUUCAAAAUGUGCUCUUCCCUCGCACCAGCAAUUUUUUUCUUUUUUUAUUUGUGUAUAACCCUUUUUGUGAGAAAACAUCUUCAAACAAAGAGGAUUCUUGUUUUCAGACUGAGUUGGAGGAUUGGAUGAGUUUUAUCUCAUCCAACAUUAAGGUUGAUGGACAUAAUCGACCACAAGUUCUUGUUGUGAUUUCACACAAGGAUAAAUCAAAAAUUAUCAGUGUGACUUGGGCUGAGUCCAUAGUAAACAAGCUCUCUAAACCAUUUGCAGAAUAUGUGGAUAUCCAUCCGAUUCAAGAGUGUUUUCAUGUGAACGCGAGGAAGAAGAAGCAAGUUAUUCCUCUCAAGAAUCAUAUCUUUGAAAUCUUCACCAAGUUGUGGAGUGAAAAAUUUCCACAAGUUCCCACAUUGUGUUCUCAGCUCUCUUCUCGUUUGGUUACAAACACCAAGAAGAACAGGAAUUGUCCUCUUUGGCGAAUCCAAAAUUUUCAUAAGUUCUGUGCCCCCACCUUCAAAGAGUUUAUUCCAUCAUACUUUGUUCAUACCGAUGAUCCAUCAUCUUCUGUUCACACCGAUGAUCAUUCAAGGAUAACAAAUUCAAUGAUAUCGUAUUUGAAUGACAUUGGAUCCAUCGUUCAUAUCCCCAAGCUUGAUUACAUCAUAGUGGAUCCCAAUUGGUUGACCAAUACAUUAUUGGGUAAGCUAGUAGCUCUGGGUCAAAACUUUCAAGCUCAAAAAACAGGGUGUUGUAGAAAUAAUUCAUACACUCAGGGUGGAUUUGUGAGUGACAGUGUCUUUACUGGGUUGAUAAAGGAGUUUCUGCGAAAGCAACCUCAGAGACAGAGAGGUGUGAACAAAGAGGCGAUUGAAGGGAUCCUUAUCAGUUUGGAUUUGUGUUUCAAGGAGGAAGAUACUUCUCAGUAUUUCAUUCCCUCUUUCAUACCUGAGAAUGCAAGCAUGGAAGAACAAAAGCUGGCUUGGGGAAACAGGAAUAUGAAGUCAGAGUUUGUGGGCAUCCGGAUUCAGUGCAAAGAUGAAAGAACAAUGUCACUAACUGCUGCUUUUUUUCCAUGCUUCCAGGUGACAUGUUCGUGAGACGACAGUUGAUAUUGGAGGGGCGUGUUUCCAAAAACAAUAUUACAUGCUCUCGACAUUAUUUGGAAGUCUUCCUUGAUGGGCACCAGAUAUAUCUGGAGUAAAGAAUGUCCCGCAAAUACGUGGAUGUGCUGAUGUUAUGCUCGGAUUGUAAGUCAAGGGAGAUGGCUAUUAAAACUAUGAUGAAGCAUAUCGUCCAGGAGUUGAUAUCCUUUUGCGCAUCAUCCAAGGGCUGUCCCGGGGUGGCGUUAGUGUUAGGUGUGAUCCAAACACGUUGCGUAGAUAUGCUGAUUCCAAGUCAUCUCAGAGGAGUCAUUUUGAUAGAGAAGCUCAAAUCAAACUUUAUUCGUGACAUCAGUGAAAAACUUCAGAAUUUUCCCUUGGUGAAGGAGGAAGACUUGUUUAGCUAUGAGCACUCUUGGGAUGCGAUUGAAGGGCACACAGGGGUAAUUUCCGAAAGAGCUAGGGAUUUGUUGUGGGAGAGCGAUGUGGAAGCGGUUGUGGAUAAGAUCCGACAGGAGCGAAUGCAACAAUUGGAGUCACUGGAGCAAGGUUUAAUCGAAGUGAAGAAUGAUUUGAUACAUUCUAACCCUGAAGAUGAGAACAUGGUUACGAAUUCAAAUUAUUCUGAUAUGAAAGACUCCAAUCAACCUUCAUCCAGUAGGUUAAGACGGACGAGCACAAGUGUGGGAAACCGUGAAACCCGACUUGUUUUGGACAGUCUUCAUUGGGUAGCAAAAGAUCUAGGACAGAAGGUUGGGGGUGUAAAACAAAAGGUUGAUGGUGUUGAUGAGAGGUUGAGAUUAGGUUUGGAGAGAUUGGAGAAGAAAAUGGGAGAGAUACUCUCAUUGCAACAAGAAUUGCAGUCAAAGUUGAGUGAAUUCAUGUCUAAAGUGGACAAGUUCAUUCAGUAUUCUCAUUCGCUUCAGGAGGCGAAAACACCCAAGCGACCUUACGUUACGGACGAUGUUGGUCUUUUCUAUAGGGUGAGUGCUGUUUUGCAUGUCGGGACAACGGUUCGAUUACACUUGAUGUGUGAGUCUGCGUAUGGGUUUCACCGUCUCAAAGAUCAAGAAGGUUUGAAGAUACGCUUGGAUCGGAAAAACUGCGAGUGGAUUCGGAAAACUAUUGAAAUCUCAUUCAAACUCAUAUAUUAUGCUGCAAAGGCUGGACUGGAUGCGACCUUGGGGGUAGGACAAGCGAUUCCAGAGUGGGGAGAUUUGAAAUCUGAUAUUGUUAAACUAGAUGGCAUUAGCGAUCGUGAUCGUAGUGCAGUUUUAAAAGGUGGAGAAAGCAAGGAGCUGAAAGAAGCAUGGCUGAGGAUUCAGCAAACUCUUGCGCCACAUCUUCAAGAUAGCUAUUCGUCAAUCUUCAAGUUGUAUAAGGUGAAAUUCGUGAGACUAGAAUUAGGUGGGCAUGCAUGGGUCUGCGAGGAGUGCAUGGAUAAAGGUCGUCGUUCUGGCA